CUGAAGUUCUGCUCCUCUUCGUCUAAUCAGUACAGCAGCAGCUCCAUCACAGCCCGACCAAAACAACCCGACUGGAAGUUAAAAGCCGCGCUAAAGCGCUGUUUCACACUCGAGCCGUAACGUAAGGCGCGCUUCUGUACGUCGCACAUGCGCAGACAGCAGUGACUGACUGACCUCACUAAUAUGGCGCGUAGUUUUACCGGAAGACAUUUCCGGUGAGGCCUUUAAGUGUUAAAAAUAGUUUUGAAGCGAAAGGGGAUGGCGAACUGCUGUCCGUGACGCCUUAUUGAUCGCGCAGGAGCGACAGCUUCACUAUCAGUCAUUCGCCUGUAUGAGCCUGUUGGUGUGGUGGUGACGGUCCGGCAUGGAGGAGGAUCUGCUGGUGAACAUGGAGGAUGAUGAUGAAGAGGAGCGGGGGGGCCAGUGGGGGGCCGGGGAGCUGCAGUGGAUGCAGGAGGAGUGUGUGUCCAGCGGGAGUCCAGCCGAGCGCAGCGGACACAUCGCCAUCACUGACCAAUGCUGCAUGUUCAUAUGGGGAGGAUACAAGAAUGCAGACGGUGACGCCGCUGACCUGUACCUGCCGAAGGCGGAGGUGUGGGUGUACAGCAUGGAGACGCGGAGAUGGGACAUGCGGCGGGCAGAGGGCGAGGUGCCCAGCUCCAUGUCGGGAAGCUGCGCCGCGUGUGUGGACGGCGUGCUCUACGUGUUCGGCGGGCAUCAUGCCAGGGGAAACACCAACCAGGUGUACCGACUGCCGUUGAGAGCGCCGGUGCUGCGCUGGCAGAGGAUGAGGGAUCUGACCGGCCUGGCGCCCACCUGUAAGGACAAACUGGGCUGCUGGGUGCACAGGAACAGGCUGGCGUAUUUCGGCGGGUACGGCUACAUCGCUCCGCCCGGCCACAGAGGAGCCUUCGAGCUGGACGAGAAUUCAGUGAUGGUGAGUCCAGCUGUGAGCGGAGGCUGCAGCACACACUGACCACACGUGACCCGGGGUGUGUGUGUGUGUGU
Messenger RNA from Danio rerio (zebrafish), 1008 nucleotides. The record is from RefSeq and is a predicted model, not a curated record. Lineage: Eukaryota; Metazoa; Chordata; Actinopteri; Cypriniformes; Danionidae.